Messenger RNA from Ilex paraguariensis (yerba mate), 927 nucleotides. Lineage: Eukaryota; Viridiplantae; Streptophyta; Magnoliopsida; Aquifoliales; Aquifoliaceae. The record is from the annotation of a GenBank genome assembly.
AUGGACCCUGCAGUUCUUGACAAGAUAAUCGAAAGGUUAACCGAGGUCCGAUCUUCCAAGACAGGGAAGGUAGUGCAGCUUUCGGAAUCAGAAAUCAAGCAGCUGUGUGUUGCCUCUCGCGACAUCUUCAUGAAACAGCAAAAUCUUCUUGAACUUGAAGCACCCAUCAAGAUUUGCGGUGACAUUCAUGGGCAAUACAGUGAUUUAUUAAGGCUGUUUGAAUACGGGGGUUUUCCUCCAAAAGCAAAUUAUCUAUUUUUAGGGGACUAUGUAGAUCGUGGAAAGCAGAGUUUGGAAACAAUAUGCCUCUUGCUUGCUUAUAAAAUUAAAUAUCCAGAGAACUUUUUUCUUCUUAGAGGAAACCAUGAAUGUGCGUCUAUUAAUAGAAUUUAUGGAUUUUAUGAUGAAUGUAAGCGCCGGUUUAAUGUUAGGCUAUGGAAAGCCUUUACAGACUGUUUUAAUUGGCUUCCGGUGGCUGCUCUGAUUGAUGACAAGAUAUUGUGCAUGCAUGGGGGCCUCUCCCCUGAUCUUACAAACUUGGAUCAGAUUAGAAACUUGCCACGACCAACUGCUAUCCCUGACACGGGUUUGCUGUGUGAUUUACUGUGGUCAGAUCCUGGUAAAGAUGUCAAGGGAUGGGGUAUGAACGAUAGAGGAGUUUCAUUCACCUUUGGCUCUGAUAAGGUGUCCGAGUUCUUGACUAAGCACGAUUUAGACCUUGUCUGUCGUGCCCAUCAGGUUGUGGAGGAUGGUUAUGAAUUCUUUGCUGAUAGGCAGCUUGUUACCAUAUUCUCAGCGCCCAACUACUGUGGUGAAUUUGAUAAUGCCGGUGCAAUGAUGAGCGUUGAUGAAAACUUAAUGUGCUCUUUCCAAAUUCUUAAGCCAGCAGAAAAAAAGAAUAGGUUUAUGGCGUCCACAAAAAUGUAG